GUGUAACUUCGGCUAACAAGUAACACAUACCAUUAUAAAAGGACUAUUGCCUAUCUAUGCUGUCUUAUGUUCUUUACCUUCUUGCGUGGCCUCGAAGAUGCAGUCCGCCGACAUACAUCUCAGACAGCGCCCGUCAUGGCUGGCCACGCUCGACUGGGCUAGCACUGUCAGUGGCUUCCUUCUACUUGUUACUGGGAUUCUUAUGAUAAUGAAUGGACAUUGCUCCCAGCCUCAUGGGCUCAGCGCCGAUGCGCCUAUGUGUGUCGGCUCCCAGUUGUCUGUGCAGAGCUGGCUCGCCAUCACCGGCAUCCAAUUCUCGCUUCUCAGUACUAUUCUACUGCCCCGUGUCUCGACAAUGAUACUUUCCAAAUGCUUUACAAAAGCAGCUGAAACUACAGGGAUACGAUUCGACCGCCUGCUUAACUCUCUGUCUACAGCCCCGCUCUCCGCCCAACUUCGGGGAUCUAAGAAGCUCCUCCUACUUCGGUGCCUCGUCUUCAUGCUCGCAGCGCUGGUGAGCGUCCUCUACAAGUUUUCCUUCGUGACCGUUGAUGCACAAGGCAUGGUCGCAAUUCCAAACGGUCAGGCGUACUACAACUAUGGCUCUGACGGUUACCCCGAUGCCGACACCAGCUACACAGAAAUCGGCGAGUCUGACAUUCCCCGAGAGCACAACUAUGCUCUAGGGGAUGGGGUCCCGACUAACAUAUUAUCCGCAAACCUCAUUGACUUCCUUACCGUCAACAAUGGCUCCGUGAUCGCCGUAAGCGAUCCUGGCAAGACUUUCGAGCACUCAACCGAUCUCAUAAUAGGGCCAAAAGUGAACGCCACGCGGCUUACCAAUAUUCAUAAUGGGACUGUGGAAUCAUGCAACCCCUUGUUGUACCUUCGGAGCUCGUUCUACGUCCUUCGGCAACUAGUAGACGGUUUCGACGCUAUCAAGUGGCCCCUUGUCAAGUCAACACCAUACAAUAACGGGGUAAGAUUCGACUUCAAACCCUGGAACUCAACCACGUUUAAUGGAGGCUUCAUGGACAUCACUUCUCUAGCCAACGGAUCGCUGCAGGCUUGGGCUGUAGGGCAUCCACUUCCUUCUCAGAGCCAGUACCUCUACGAUUAUAGAAUUACCGUUAACAUGCGGUAUUGUUACGGUUAUGUUAACUGGACGAACUCAGCUGUGUUUGGCCAUUUCGAGAUCGAGGACCCAACUGAUAUCAAAUGCCAGGCUCUUCCUUUCGACGUCGCCGCCUGGAACCAGACUUUGUGGUCCUUCAACGCGAAGGCUUUCAUGCAGGCAGCAUGCGCCGGAAAGACUGAUAUCGACGAUUCUUUCUGGAUGUUUGCGUUGCCCAUAAUCCCGAUUAUGACUGAUCACUCAUCUGUCCACGGGAAGUUUGCCCCACCAGAGGAGAGGAACACACGGUGUAACAACGUUGCUCAGGACUCAUUUGCGGUCGCCGAGGGUAUAAUAAGAGCCUCGCGGACGGGGAUGACGGCUCUGGGAAUAGCUCUUCAGGGGUUGGCAAUCAUGGCGGCAAUCAUGGCGAUGUGCUUGAUUAUUUGGCCAAGGCUGCCACUGCUUACAGAGUGGCCUGCGCAGUGGCUUGCUUUGGGUAAGGGACUGGAUAAAACUAUAAUAAAGGAAGUGGCCAAAGACGGCGCCACAGGAAGCAGUGUUAAGUCCAAGGUAGUCGUGUUUCUGUCCUCAUCGACGGAGGAGAGAGGUGAGUUACGUUUAACAUGUGCCAGGCCAUAGGAAAGAGAUCCUCCCCUUAGUAAUUGGAUUUUAUUCUACUUUAUAAAUCUAUUAUUAUAUUUUUAGGUUUCUAAAA
Messenger RNA from Fusarium redolens, 1832 nucleotides. RefSeq lists its product as uncharacterized. The record is from RefSeq and is a predicted model, not a curated record. NCBI's taxonomy places the organism in Eukaryota, Fungi, Ascomycota, Sordariomycetes, Hypocreales, Nectriaceae. Bases 98 to 1756 code for a protein of 552 amino acids. The transcript has a single exon.